AUGAUGAGAAAAAAAGAGAAAUGUCAAGAUUCUGAAGAUAAGGAUAAGAUCAGUGGGUUGCCUGAUGAAUUACUCUUGAAGAUACUACUGCUUCUCCCAACUAAAACUGCAGUUAGGACGAGUAUUUUAUCCAAGCGAUGGGAGUUUCUUUGGAUGUGGUUGCCUAAGCUUGAGUACGAUUGCUCCGAUUAUUCUGCUGCUGAGCAAGAGAGAUUAAAGCGUUUUAUAAAUCUGAAUUUGCCAUUUCAUAAAGCUCCAGUCAUAGAAAGCUUGCAUCUCAAGUUCAAUGGACCAGUUCAAACAUUUGAGCCUCAAGCUAUCGAACUAUGGGUUGCAUUUGCAGUUUCUCACUGUAUCCGUGAGUUAAGUCUUGCCUUCAGAUCCGAUUAUUCUGCUGCUGAGCAAGAGAGAUUAAAGCGUUUUAUAAAUCUGAAUUUGCCAUUUCAUAAAGCUCCAGUCAUAGAAAGCUUGCAUCUCAAGUUCAAUGGACCAGUUCAAACAUUUGAGCCUCAAGCUAUCGAACUAUGGGUUGCAUUUGCAGUUUCUCACUGUAUCCGUGAGUUAAGUCUUGCCUUCAGAGUAAUUCGUGACUUCUUUAUUUUUAUGAGGCAGCCUGUUAGAUUGCCUAGUAGUUUGUAUAUCUGCAAAUCGCUAGUGAUCUUGAACCUGAAUGACGAUGUUCUCAUCGAUGUUCCUCGCAUGGCAUGUCUCCCCUUCUUGAAAACUUUGCUCCUUCGACGUGUGACUUACUCAGAUGAGAAUUCUCUUCAGAAACUCCUUUCCAGUUGCCCUGUUCUUGAAGAUCUAGUGUUGGAACGAAGUGAGUUUGACCAUUUUGGAACAUGGAAGGUAAAUGUCCCGUCCUUACAGAGACUAACUGUUGAGAUAUUAAGAACUAAUGAUUUUCGUGAGCUUGUGGUAAAAACUCCUUCUUUGAAGUAUUUCAAAGUUACUGAGGAUUAUACUGAGAAUGGUAGUUACUCCUUCUCUUCUAACACUAUGCCCAAGCUGGAGGAAGUGGAAAUUGAUUCCGUGUACCUUGGUUUUGACAAGUUUGUUACAUCAAUCACAUUUGUUAAGCGGCUUUCAAUAUGCGUAGGAGCCAAUCCCCUUGAGGCUUUAUACCGUGAGGGUAUUGACUUCAAUCAUCUUAAACAUCUUAAGUUGUGUCAAUGUGAUUAUGAUUGGUCAAAGUUACUUGCUCAAUUACUCAAAGAUUCUCCAAAUUUACAAGAGCUGGAGGUCUAUCUGCAUGAUGGUCAUGAAGAGGGUUAUUUCCAUCCAAUGCUUCCCUGGGAGGAUGGACUAAAUUGUGUUCCUAAAUGUUUGUUAUCGAGUCUUGAAACUUUCAAGUGGACAAGGUUGUUUGGGACGGAGAAAGAGAGACAUCUGCUGAAAUAUAUCUUGAGAAAUGCUUGUUGCUUGAAGACUGGGACAAUCUUGUUUAUGGACGCUCCAGAGAGACAAGUUCCAGUUGAGAUGAUGAUCCAGGAUUUGUUACUCUCUCCUAGAGGUUCAACAACAUGCCAACUCGUACUUAAUUGUGAAUUUUGAUCAGUGGCUGUUUUACUUUCUAUGAACUUUGAUGAACUUUGAUGAUCGUGAUAGUUUUUAGUUUCUUCCCUCCCAAUUGUUUACGGGAAUUUAGAAAG
This is a messenger RNA of Camelina sativa (false flax), 1652 nucleotides long. The record is from RefSeq and is a predicted model, not a curated record. NCBI's taxonomy places the organism in Eukaryota, Viridiplantae, Streptophyta, Magnoliopsida, Brassicales, Brassicaceae.